GUGAAAGUUACUUUCCUCUUUCUCCUAGAUGCCAUCAUGGCUGCAAGAAGCCAGGUACAAGAUCUCCAAGAGGCUGUUUUUUGUUCCAUUUGCCUGGAUUAUUUUAACGAUCCGGUGAUUUUGAAGUGCGGGCACAACUUCUGCCGAGUCUGCAUCACUCAGUACUGCGAGGACUCUCAAAACUCCCCCUCCUAUUCCUGCCCCCAGUGCAGAGAAGCCUUCCAGGAAGGAGAAUUCCAGCCUAACCGGCAGCUGAGGAAUAUAGUUGAAAUAGCCAAAAAAUUCCCAGACCCAAAGAAGAAUAAAGCAUGUGAAAAACAUGGGGAGUUUCUGAAACUCUUCUGUGAAGUGGAUCAAACCACCAUCUGUCUGGUCUGCAGAGAGUCCUCCGGUCACAAAGAACACUCCGUGGUGCCAAUCGAGGAGGCUGCCCCAGAUUACAAGGACCAAAUUCAGAGCCAUUUGGAGAGUUUGAAGAAAGAGAGAGACGAGAUUCUGACGUAUAAAUCGAGUGGGGAAAAUACAAGCCAGGAACUACUGAAACAGCUAGAAACUGAGAGGCAAAAGAUUGUGUCUGAAUUUCAGCAACUGCGCCAGUUUCUGGAGGAACAAGAGCAACUCCUGCUGACCCAGCUGGAAGAGCUGAUUAAAGAAAUUGAAAAGAGGAGGGAUGAAUAUGUUGCCAAACUAUCUGAGGAACUAUCCUCUUUCAGUUCCCUGAUCAGUGAGAUGGAGCAGAAGUGCCAGCAGCCAGCGAGUGAAUUCCUGCAGGACAUCAAAGGCACCUUGAGCAGAUGCAAGAGGGAGAAGUUUCAGAACCCAGUGGCCUUUUCUUCUGACCUGAAAUGGAGAAUCUGGGAAUCUUCUCAAAACUCUGCAGUUCUGGUGACCAUAGUGAAGAAAUUCAAAGACUCACUGUCGUCCUAGACAGCGGUUGGACAA
Mauremys mutica (yellowpond turtle) is the source of this 942-nucleotide messenger RNA. Its product is annotated as tripartite motif-containing protein 10-like. The coding region runs from base 37 to 927 and encodes 296 amino acids. The record is from RefSeq and is a predicted model, not a curated record. Lineage: Eukaryota; Metazoa; Chordata; Testudines; Geoemydidae. Gene Ontology annotation, molecular function: zinc ion binding. The transcript has 6 exons.